This is a messenger RNA of Colletotrichum destructivum, 579 nucleotides long. RefSeq lists its product as uncharacterized. The record is from RefSeq and is a predicted model, not a curated record. The coding region runs from base 187 to 528 and encodes 113 amino acids. The transcript has a single exon. Lineage: Eukaryota; Fungi; Ascomycota; Sordariomycetes; Glomerellales; Glomerellaceae.
UCUCUAUCUCAGUGCGUUUUGGUACAGGUCAAUCAAUGUUCAUCCCAAACCUCGAGCAAGAGUGGCCUUGAAGGGAGGUUUCAAGCUCGCCCGCUCCUGACGUAUCAGAUGAAGUGAAUUACACGCCGCGGCCAUGUGGCAGCCGUAUCCCAAGGCAGAGACGGCCGCACUCCCCAUUUCUUACUCAUGGCCGAGGAGGGCGUCAUCGAGACUCGGCUUCCAGACAUCGUCGUGCUCUCGGUAGCCCUUCCUCACUUCCCUCUCAAGGCGACCGCACCCGACAAAUCAAACAGACCGUUAUCCGACCGCGCAAAGCAGACAAUACGUCGCGUUCGCACCCUCGACAUCGGCAUGUUCCGAGCGGCGCUAUGCCCUCGUCCCCACCUGAAGCAUCAACCCAAUGUGAGACUUGCGCAGGAUGUUGCUCAAGAACGAGACCGAACUCGACCCCCUGCCUUUUUCCCGAUCGAUCUCCCGUCCUCAUGUCGAAGAGAGAAUCACUCAAGAGCCGAGACGACGGAUGAGUAGGGCAGAUGCGGUAAUCCCGGCCGGCCUUAAUAUGUCAGGCGGACCCCCCCA